UCUUCUCCAAAAUCCCAAGAAGUUGAUUAUAGCGGGAAACAAGUGGCAAGGAAGACGAUAUCCUGGUCGGUCUUCGUGGCUAAACAUAAGUGUUUCAAAAAAAAAACUAAAAAAAAACACUCCUUAUGUUGUGCCGAUUAAUUUUGACGGUCCAAUAAGCCCAAAAAACUCUCUCCACCAUGUCCCAACUCUCUCUUUCGCGCCUCCUCUAACUCACGCGCAUUUUAGCAACCCCCUCUCCCCCAUGUUUAUCCUGCGCCGACCCCACCUCGCGCGCCAUCUCCGCAACAACCGCGUCGCAUCCGUCGUCUCCGCCGCCGCAGUACGCCAGGACGCCACUCUCUGGACCCCUGCUCCUCUCUCUCUAGUCGAAUCUGCUGCCGAAUCGCUUUUCCACAUCUCGAUCGACAUUUCUAACUCCCCGGAUCUCGUGGAUUCCUACACCCGACCCGGGCAGUAUCUCCAGCUCCGUGUUCCUGAUGUCGUGAAGCCUUCUUUCUUAGCGAUCGCUUCUCCUCCUUCCUUCGCGGCUGCGAAUGGCGCGUUUGAGUUUUUGGUGAAGAGCAUCGCUGGAUCAACGGCGGAGAUUCUAUGCGGGUUGAAGAGAGGGGAGACGGUGGAGCUUAGUCAUGUGAUGGGUAAUGGUUUCGAUGUUGAUCAGAUUGAUUCUCCUGAGGAGUAUCCCACGGUUUUGAUUUUUGCCACUGGAUCUGGAAUUAGUCCUAUCCGCUCACUUAUUGAGACAGGAUUUGGCGCUGAUAGAAGAUCUGAUGUAAGACUCUAUUACGGGGCUAGGAACCUUAAACGAAUGGCUUAUCAGGAAAAGUUUAAAGAGUGGGAAUCAUCAGGUGUCAAAGUUGUGCCGGUAUUAUCACAGCCAGAUAAUGGGUGGAGAGGGGAAACCGGAUAUGUGCAGGCUGCUUUUGCGAGGGCUAAACAAGUUUCAGAUUCCUCUGCCACGGGAGUAGUGCUGUGCGGACAGAGACAAAUGGCUGAGGAGAUAACAUCAAUGCUUGUAGCGGAUGGAGUCUCAAAUGACAAGAUCCUCAAAAACUUUUGACAGAUAUAAGAUUAUUCUUUGCUACCAAAGCCCCCACUAAUUCAUACACAGAUCUAAGUUUUUGUAAUCCCUUAAGAUUAAUGAUAUUUGUAUUGUUUAUUUGUUUGUCACCACAACAAUUCUUCCUAAUGACUUUUUGUCAAGGUGGAAAAGUAUAAUGUAUUGAGUUUUCUACAUACA
Molecule: messenger RNA, 1240 nt
Organism: Eruca vesicaria subsp. sativa (arugula)
Lineage: Eukaryota; Viridiplantae; Streptophyta; Magnoliopsida; Brassicales; Brassicaceae
Source: the annotation of a GenBank genome assembly